CGUAAGUUGAACGGUCUUAACUAAGGUCUGUUCCAUUGGCAGGAAAGGAAAAGUUAACCUUUCUGUGGAAGUAGUACGAGAAGGAGGCAAGGUACCCUGAAGUGACCAAGUGUUCACAUGAAUCAUUGGACGCCAAAAUUGCCAUGCAAGCUCGGGCGUCGUUUGUGAAUCGCCUUCAGGGAGUAGUCGGUUGUGAGAUACUUCGUCUAUGUGAAAUACUUCGUCUAUUUAAGAUACUUUGUCUGUCUGUGUAAGACACUCGUUCAUGUGAGAUACUUCAUCAAUGUGAAGUGCUUUGUCUAUGGAAGGUUCUUUGUCUAAGUGAAGUACAUUGUCUAUGUGAGAGAUUGUGAGCAAUGAGAUGGAAUGUACAGCUUCAACUGGGUGAUCGAUUGAGCUGCGAAGCAACAACGAAAGCUCUGUCCGCCCUGUGAUCUCCUGUUGUGGACUCUUUCCUUCUGUAGGGGUUGUUAUUGGUGCUUUGGUCUUGCUUGAUGCCUGGACUACAAGAGGAGGAGAUGGGUAUGACAAUGACAGAGAAGGAAGAGGCAAAGCRGCGGAAGAAAAUGAAGGCUCUUUCAGAGGAUAGAGAUGCUGAUGGGUCUGGCAGUGGUGAUGAGAAGAGGAAGAAGAAGAGGAAGAAGAGAGAUGACGAUGGCGCUACUGCAAAUGGGUAUUCAAACAAAUACAGGAGGGAGGAGGCUGAGGGGGACAGCAGUGGAAAAGUGAAAAGCCGGAGACGCGAUGAUGAUGUUAUUGAGGAGGAGGGACGGAGGAACAAGAAGCGUGUCGAUGAGAGCGAACCGUUUGGCAGCGAGGGAAGAUGGCAGCCGGAGGGGGAUGUAAUACUGAACGGCAGGAGAAGACAUUACGAGGAUGGUAGUCUCGAGGAGGGGGAGGCUGUUGUCCAAAGGUGGGGUGAUCCGGAACCCUCAGACGAAGGGGAGGAGGAGGAGGAGGAGGAGAGCGACCCGUUGGACAUCAAGAAUUUCCGGCUGUCGAAGCCUGUGAGGGAUGCCUUGGAGAAGAAGGGCAUCAAGGCCUUGUUCCCCAUUCAGGCACAGACUUUUGAUUACUGUCUAGAUGGGUUCGAUGUGGUAGGAAGAGCUAAAACAGGGCAGGGGAAAACACUUGCGUUUGUUCUCCCCAUCAUCGAAAGCCUGUCCCGACCUGGUGCUAAUGUGUUCCCUGGUCGGAAGCUACCCAGUGUCUUAGUUCUGGCUCCGACGAGGGAGCUGGCAAAACAAGUCCAUGCAGAUUUUGAGAUGUUUGCAAAGACGAUGGGUCUGUCAACAGUGUGUGUUUACGGAGGUGCGAGCUUCAUUCCUCAAUGUGAUGCGAUGAGGAGAGGUGUGGACAUCGUUGUAGGUACCCCUGGACGAAUCAAGGAUCACCUGAAUCGUGGGGUGCUGAAUCUGACAAGGCUGAAGUUCCGAGUGCUGGACGAAGCCGAUGAAAUGCUGAACAUGGGAUUUGUAGAGGAUGUGGAACUGAUUCUGGGCGCUGUAGGGGACGCGCAGAAUGUGCAGACUUUGCUCUUCAGUGCAACGAUGCCUAAGUGGGUGCAACAGAUAUCAGCUCGUUUUCUGAAACCGGAGCGGAAAAUGGUUGACCUGGUGGAAAACCAGGUGUUGAAAGCGAGCAACACUGUCCGCCAUCUUUUGCUAGCGUGCAAUGCGGCACAGGUGGAGGGCGUCAUUGGGGAUGUAAUCCAAUGUUACAGCAAGGGAGAGGGAAGGACAAUCGUCUUCACGGAGACCAAGAACGCUGCAACUGAGCUCGUUUCGCGGCUGCSGAACGUGUCUGCRAAGGCACUUCAYGGGGACAUCGYCCAGGCACAGAGAGAAGUGACUCUGGCAGGUUUCCGCUCUGGAAAGUUCAAAGUGCUUGUAGCCACUGAUGUGGCAGCCAGGGGCUUGGACAUCGCCAAUGUCGAGCUAGUGAUUCAGUUAGAGCCSCCAAGGGAUGUCGAGAGCUACAUCCAUCGUUCGGGGCGUACUGGCAGGGCAGGGAAGACGGGCAUAUCUCUGCUGAUAUGUCAACCUGGAAGGAGAAGCCGUGUUGCCAUGAUCGAGAGGGCUGCUGGAGUGAGAUUUGAGAGGAUAACACCCCCGUCUUCUGCAGAUCUUGCCCAGGUGUCUACAGCAGGAGCUGUUGAAGCGAUCAAAGCUGUUCCCGAGCGUGCGGUGUCCUACUUCAAGGAAGCCGCUGAGUCUUUGAUUAAAGAGGACGGAGCUGUUGAGUCUCUUGCGAAGGCGCUGGCCAAGAUUGCUGGUCACCGCGCAGCAUUAUCACGGUCUGUGUUGACGUUCCUGCAAGAUGGUGUGACACUCCAUUUCCAUUCCGAAACUGAGAUAUAUUCGCCCGGUUAUGUGUGGACCUGCUUACGGAGGGUGCUCAGCGAGGACGUCGUGAACGAGGUUAAGGGAUUGACAUUGACGAUGGACCGAAAAGGGGCUGUGUUCGAUGUGCCAACAAAAUUUGCCGAACAGUUCACAUCCAUUACGGACAGUCGUGGGGGCGUAUGGGUUGAGGUCACAGAUUCGCUUCCGGAGCUACAAAAUGACAGGGAAACACCGGGGCGAGGUGGGCGAGGUGGUGGGAUGAGGUUUGGGGGUGGUGGAGGGGGAGGCUAUGGACGGCCUGGCGGCAGGGGUGGAGGAAGAGGUUUCGGCGGCGGCGGCGGCGGCGGCGGCGGUGGCAGACGCUGGUCAGGGUCAGGAGGCCGGUUUUACGGAGGCUCGAGGAGGUGAUCAAUCGUCGUGUGUUAUUUGCUGCCUGCUGCUACUUGGCGCUGAGGGGGGAUGGGAGGGGGGGGUGGGGGUUGGGGAGGUUGGGCUCACUGAUCUAUCGUCUUGCGAUUAGCAUCCUGUUAUGUCAUGUCUGCCUGCAUUGUUGCUGUUAUACUGUGCUCAUUUUAGAGCCUUCGUUCUCUGCGGCCACUGAGGGUGUUCCUGUAUUGUUGCUGUGAACCUUUCUCCCCUCUCUGAGAAAGGUAGCUUUCUCCUGUACCAGUGGGUGGAAAGGGUAGGGUGAGUGAGCAUUUGGUUCAUUUUUUCCUCUUCAGGUUUUGGGUUGCUGUCCAGAUUUUAUCAUCUCCUUCAACACGAGACGUGGUUGAUUGUACCCCUCGUUGGGAAUGCUGUUGGGACCGCAUCAGACCUAUCAAUGCAUUUCCUAAGUUUCUUGUUGUACCUUCGCCGGCUCUCAAGAACAGACUUUCUCCUGCAUCUGCAGGCGGAGAGAGUGAGGAUUGUUUCAACUUUUAUUGUUUGCUACAGCUUUUUGUCAUUUCCUCCGAAGGACAGAAGUGCAGUUUCUGGAUCGUACGUUUAGGAAACAUUUUUGUUGACCUCUGCCUAACACUCUCCGUGCUUUUUAGGUGCGUCGAGCCUUCCUUGAUCUCAUAAGUCAAUGUUAGGUCUUUGGCACGUGGCAAGAUAUGCAUUCAUUUUUCUUUCAGUAUGUCUCUGCCUCUGGCAAGAUAUGCAUUCAUUUUUAGUAGUGGAGCGAGGCCCUGGUCGUCUGUACCCAGCGAGAAAAGGUUGAAAUGCAGGCAGUGGUGGCUCUUGCAGUAUGUCUCUCUAGAGGACGGAGUGUUCGACUGUUCUUUCUCUAGGCGAAAUGCGUGAGCAGUCCUGCCUCUGCCUGUUAAGCGUCACAGGGUGGCGAUAAUUUCCUACUUGUGUAGGACACCUGUUCAUUUGUUUGGCUGGUCUUUGUCCUGUUUGCUGGUAGAAAAGGAAACCCAGUGUUCAUUAUCAUUCAUUUGGUGAGCGACAUGUGAUGAAUGGCGGGCAAUGUCCAGUCUGAAAUAGGGUGGCAAGUGGGGUUCGUAGGUCUGUCUGAUGAGAAGGAAAGGUAGGGGAAAUCACAAUGUGUUGACGAGGACGGAUGGACUGUGGGCUUUCUACACAACUUGUUUGGAAGUUGGGAGUAAGUGCUCUGUUUGAUUAGUCGUUGGCUAAUCAAUGGUUUGUGGCUGU
Chara braunii is the source of this 3986-nucleotide messenger RNA. NCBI's taxonomy places the organism in Eukaryota, Viridiplantae, Streptophyta, Charophyceae, Charales, Characeae. The record is from the annotation of a GenBank genome assembly.